This is a messenger RNA of Cucurbita maxima (winter squash), 1484 nucleotides long. Its product is annotated as tRNA-specific adenosine deaminase 1. The coding region runs from base 29 to 1261 and encodes 410 amino acids. Lineage: Eukaryota; Viridiplantae; Streptophyta; Magnoliopsida; Cucurbitales; Cucurbitaceae. The transcript has 10 exons. Gene Ontology annotation, cellular component: nucleolus; cytoplasm. Gene Ontology annotation, molecular function: double-stranded RNA binding; tRNA-specific adenosine deaminase activity; double-stranded RNA adenosine deaminase activity. The record is from RefSeq and is a predicted model, not a curated record. Gene Ontology annotation, biological process: RNA processing; adenosine to inosine editing.
GUGUAACAGCGUGAGAGAGGAAGGAAAAAUGGAGGAUUGCUUCUGUUCAUCCCCUUCUUCGGAGAGCUGGGGAGAGACGGUUUCGGAGAAGGUAUUCUCGCUCUACAACUCUCUCCCAAAGAAAGGCAAGCCUCAGGGUCAUGAAGUCACUGUAUUGGCUGCAUUUCUCGUUUCAUCUCCUUCCGCACAAGAUUUGGAAGUUGUGGCGUUAGGGACGGGGACUAAGUGUCUCGGUCGCUCGCAGUUAAGCUCAAAUGGUGACGUUGUGAAUGAUUCACACGCCGAAAUAAUUGCUCGGAGAGCUUUAAUGAGGUUCUUCUACACACAGAUUCAACAUUUGUCCCAGAACAACUGUGAGAGUGAACAUCACAAAACGAAGAAGAUGAGGUGUGACAAUGUAAUAAAUUUUUUGUUUCAAUUAGAUGAGGAGGCUGGUGCUGAACGAAAAUAUGUCAUGAGAAAGGGCUGGAAAUUGCAUUUAUACAUAUCUCAGUUACCAUGUGGAGAUGCUUCAUCUUCAACUCCCAGAGACGUCCAACCUAGAACAGAGGAUACGCCACCAUGUUUGAUUGAUGAAGGGGAUGAUUCACAGUGCAUAGGUUUGGUUCAGAGGAAGCCUGGUCGUGGUGAUACAACAUUGUCAGUUAGCUGUUCUGACAAGAUAGCUCGAUGGAAUGUAGCUGGAGUUCAAGGAGCUCUUCUCUCGUACUUUCUUCAGCCUGUUUAUCUUUCCUCUAUAACAGUUGGAUUGUCCCCUCAUAGUGCCAAAAAUUGUACACUGAAGGAACAAGUGAAAAGAGCAAUAUGUGAUCGAGUACAGCCAUUUUCGAAUGAGCUAACGACUCCCUUAGAGGUGAACCAGCCAUUGUUUUGCACAGCUCCAAUACCACCAAAGGAGUUCCAACACUCGGAGUCUGCUUUAAACACGAUAACUUGCGGGUACUCUAUUUGUUGGAACAAGUCUGGCUUGCAUGAGGUCGUCCUUGGAACUAUUGGAAGAAAGCAAGGAGCCUCUGCUAAAGGGGCACAGUAUCCAUCAACUGAGUCAUCUUUAUGCAAGAAGCGGUUACUGGAAAUGUUCUGGUCGCUUAAAAGUGUAUGCCCUACUAAAUUUCUUGCCAGCAACAUCUCUUAUAGAACGCUGAAGGAUGGAUCUCAAGAUUACUAUUUAACAUCUAAAGUUUUCAAGGAACAAUCAGCGUUUAAGAACUGGAUAUCAAAACCUAUCAACUACGAGGCGUUCUCAUUUGGAUGUGGGUGAGGUACGUGUUUGUUAGCCAUCCAUUUUUAAUGCUAACUGAAAGAUAAGAGGUGAAUAUGAAUGUUUCUGGAUGAUCUGCCUCUAUGUUUGUACAAUCUUUCUUGGUCUAUGCCAGUGAAAUAGUUAGCUUUUGGCUUUCUGUAUUUUCAACCUCUCAAGGCUCCAAAAGAUGUUUUAACAACAGAUCACUCUAUAAAAGCACGAGUAAAGAUCAUUAUAGCAA